AAACGAACCGCCCUUAAUUGGCGUCUCCUCCCCCUCCAAACCAAUAAUUGGUCGCUCCCCUUCACUACUUAGCGCUCGGGGACCUGCGUCCCCCACUCACACACUUCCCUAGGUUCUUUGACCAUGCCCUGAUUCAACACUUUCAUCACCGCCCUCGUGGCUGGUUUUGCCAUCGGAGCUCAAGCUGGCCCUUGUAGACCUCAUGCCUCAAGCUCUGUUAUUCAGUAUCCUGUUUCUACCACUCAACAGACCGCAGCCGGAACUUCUACUGCCUACACUGAUGUUGCGAGCAAGUCUGAGACCAAGACUUCUCUUUCUACUACCGCUUUGCGAGUCACCAGCACCACCAAAGACGAGUCCGAGCCUGCGACUGCUAAGGAGACAACUACUGGAUACCCUGUCGACGAGACAACUUCUUCUGCUGAAACCCUUACGAAUGGAUCUGCUUAUCCUACUUCUGAAGCUGAGGCUACUGAGCCUGCCGCCAAAACUACCUCAACUGCUAAGCAGGACACAACCUCUGAUCCUCAUACCACACAGGACUCUAGUACUGCUCCCUACACUACAACAUCAGUCCCCGAAACCACUUCGAAGCCAAAGACCACUCUCGACACCACUACCGUCGCCCCUACCACCACCUCCAAGCCUACCACAACCACCUCCGCUGCUGCUACCUCCAGCUGUCCUGCCCGCUCUGAGCUCACCUGUGCCAAGACUGGCUUUUUCAGCAACGCAAACAGCAAUCUCAUCCAAGUCUACUACGAUUAUACCCUUAGCCAGUGUCAGGAAGAGUGUGACAAGACUGACAACUGCAAGACCAUUGGUAUCACCACUAGCAACCAGUGUGAGCUCUACGAUGCUGCUGUUUCUGCCCUUGGAUUUGAGUUUAGGGAGGGCUGGUACUACUCCGUCUACGAUGCUUGCUGCUUCAAUGGCGAGUAGAAAGGAGGCUGAGCAGGCAGGCAUGCCAUGCGCAGGUAAAUAUAAUCACUAUAUAUGGGUUGGUAUGGGGUGUUUGGGAAACUAUUUCGGCUGGAGAAAAACCAAUGUCUCACUCAGAUAGUUUUGGCACUAAUUUACAAUUCUUUACAUGUUUCAAUAUAUCAUUUCGUCUUAGUCUUUCUACUUGGCUACUGAAC
Molecule: messenger RNA, 1139 nt
Organism: Fusarium verticillioides 7600
Lineage: Eukaryota; Fungi; Ascomycota; Sordariomycetes; Hypocreales; Nectriaceae
Exons: 2
Coding region: 203-1063 (286 amino acids)
Source: RefSeq, a predicted model, not a curated record